Molecule: messenger RNA, 312 nt
Organism: Nannizzia gypsea CBS 118893
Lineage: Eukaryota; Fungi; Ascomycota; Eurotiomycetes; Onygenales; Arthrodermataceae
Exons: 2
Coding region: 1-312 (103 amino acids)
Source: RefSeq, a predicted model, not a curated record
AUGUCUAUAUUCUAUCGACAACAGCCGCCACUCCAACACGAGAACUCGUGUUGCAUCCCUGCCAACUUCCUCCUCCUGUAUAAGCACUCGACGCUCCAGCUUCAAAAUGAUGGGCAAAGCGUUGACCAUCCUCUUGAGAGCAGACGUCAUGGAUCGCCCUAUGCGGCUGGCGUUACAAGCAAAGCACGUUUCUUUUCUAGACAAGUCUGCUUUCCUACGAUGCCAGUGGAAGAAGAGGCCGAACAUCUUCUCCAAAUCUUCAUCUCAUCGACCCAGGAAAAAGCAGUCGUCAACUUCUGGGACCCCAUUUAG